UAACACAGUUUUGUUGGUACACAGUGUGAUUGGCUGUAUAUGUUCAAGGCAAAAUCCCCGUAUUACAAUUUCUUACAAUUGAGUAUGACGAAUACCGUAUCUGUUACGUUAAUCAGUUGUACGUAGUUAACCGUGUUCGACAGACCAUAAAGUUGCAAACGAAAAUAUGGGUACUUCUGAGAGUAAAAGUACAAACACAAAUAAUAAAUCUAAUAUAAAAAUAACUCCUCCAAUUGUUCCGCCAAGAAGUCGUCCAAUUGUUCCACCAAGUACUCCGAAAAUCGUUCAACCUUACCCAUUUUUAACAUUGACAGAAUUUUUUGAAACAUGGUUCUCAUGGAAAGAAAUAUUUCUGAAGUACAAAUCUCAGUGCAUUGACAGCAAUGAUAAGAAAUUAUGGGGAGGUAGGCUUAUAAACUUGAUGGGUCCUGUCGGUGUAGAUAUUUGUAACACAUUUGAAUCUCUAUAUGAAAAUCAAAAUGUGGAUAUAUUACUUCAAAACUUUGACGAAUAUUGUAUGUUCGGAACAAGGAAAAGGCUACCCCGUGAAGAUAUGUAUGACUACAUUAAUGAAUUGCAGGAUCUCAUAAAACAAAAGAACCUUGAAAAUGGGAAAGAAAUAAUUAAACGGAAAAUAUUAACAGAAAUUGAUGAAUCUGAAUUUACCAAGGCUGCCAGAAUUUUUAUACCUGCAUUUCAGUUUUCAGUUGAUUAUAAAAAAUUAACGUUAAAGGAAACUGCAUUUAUCUGGAAAACGUAUUUCUAUAAUGAGAUAGUAAAUUGUAAAAAAUGUGGUAAUGACCAUAAUGCACACUCAUGUCCAGCAAAUAAUAAACAAUGUAUGCACUGCAAAGAAUGGGGCCAUUUCAAUCGAAGGUGCCCAACACGUUUUAUUUUUGACUGUCCUUAUUGUGGAAGUUGUCACUCCAAGAAAUAUUGUCCUGCUUUCAAUGAAACUUGUACUAAAUGUCAAAAACAAAACCAUUUUUUUUGGAAGUGUCGGCAUAGAGAAAUAUCAAAUUGCAUCUUCUGUGGUUUAUCUCAUCCAUAUUCCAGACAAUAUUGCCCAGCUAAAAAUACUUAUUGCGCCAAUUGCAAACAAUUAGGACAUUUUACUGCAAAAUGCAACAAAAGAGUUCAGUGAAAUAAUAAUGAUCAGUAUAUUAAAUAGUUUUAUAAUAAUCAUCAUAUAUUAAAAUAUAGGUAGAAAAAGUUGAUUUUGUUAUUUUAAUUAUAUACACAAUGUAACAUAUACUAAUACUUUCACAGCUUGUAUUAUAUAGUUUAUUUUCUCAUUCAUCCUCAUUUACCAUGCGUUCUCUUUGUUCAUUCAUUUUAUCCCAUUGUAAUUGUAACAUAGUGUUUUGUCCUUGCGUGCGAUAAUACCUAAAGUACAAUAAAAUAAAUAUUUAGCAAACCAAUAUAUAUAAGACUUCAUUAGCUUUAACUUACUGUCUAUAUUCUGAACGUGCCAUUCGAAUGAAAAAAGUCAUUAUUUUCUGUGUACCAACAACGUCAUGUAUGGGUACCAGAUGUUUUACUUUUAACACGUGUGUUGAUUCUUCAGAAUUCAAUACACCGUAUACCUUAAAGGCAAUAUGCUUAUCCU
This is a messenger RNA of Nomia melanderi (Alkali bee), 1609 nucleotides long. RefSeq lists its product as uncharacterized. Lineage: Eukaryota; Metazoa; Arthropoda; Insecta; Hymenoptera; Halictidae. The record is from RefSeq and is a predicted model, not a curated record. Gene Ontology annotation, molecular function: zinc ion binding; nucleic acid binding.